Paralichthys olivaceus (Japanese flounder) is the source of this 1432-nucleotide messenger RNA. RefSeq names its product 5,10-methenyltetrahydrofolate synthetase (5-formyltetrahydrofolate cyclo-ligase) (gene mthfs). Gene Ontology annotation, biological process: folic acid-containing compound biosynthetic process; tetrahydrofolate interconversion. Lineage: Eukaryota; Metazoa; Chordata; Actinopteri; Pleuronectiformes; Paralichthyidae. Gene Ontology annotation, molecular function: 5-formyltetrahydrofolate cyclo-ligase activity. Gene Ontology annotation, cellular component: mitochondrion. The record is from RefSeq and is a predicted model, not a curated record.
GAAGGAGGAGAAGAAGAAGAAGAAGAGUACAUCCUCCACUACGAUAGGUGGCAGUAGUGUCUAGUCGAACGUUGUUACCCUUGUCAAUGUUUAACUUGUCUAAAGUUGCAUGAAGCGCAGCACUAUGUCGAAACGGUUUACUUUACCGAGCUAAUGGCUGCCCUGCGAGCGGCCAAGCAGGCGCUGAGGAGGGCGGUCAAGGGCCGGGUAGCAGCGCUGAGUGACGAGGAGAAGCGACGACAGUCCCUGGUGGUUUCACAGAAGCUGUUCCGACACCCCAAAUAUGUGUCCUGUAAGAGGAUUGCAGUGUUUCUCAGCAUGCAUGAUGAAGUGCACACAGAGGAAAUCCUCAGAGACGUGUUCAAAUGGGGAAAAAGCUGCUUCAUCCCUAGAUAUGAGAGGAGCUGCAGCCACAUGGACAUGUUGCAGCUCACCAGUCUGCAGGACAUGGAGACGCUGCCCCUGACCUCCUGGAACAUCCGACAGCCUGCUGAAGAUGACAACAGCAGAGAGGAAGCACUGGCUGCAGGAGGUCUGGACCUAAUCUUGAUGCCAGGCCUGGGUUUUGACAAAAUGGGGAAGCGUCUGGGACGGGGGAAGGGCUACUAUGACACCUACUUGGAACGCUGCAUCAGACACCCUAAAGGAAAGCCGUACACCAUCGCCUUGGCCUUCAAAGAGCAGCUGUGCCAGGAAAUCCCUGUCGAUGACAAUGAUGUGAACAUUGAUGAAGUCCUAUAUGAGGAUGAUGAGUGACUGGUUAAUCACCAGAGGUGCCUUACCAAUUAAUACCAAUGCAAACAUUUUCAAUGCAGACAUUUUAAUUUGUUAUAGCGCUCGAUAUAAGCUCGAAUGGAACUUAUGAGACCAAGGAUGGCCAUCGUUAAUAUACAUAUAUUAUAUACUGUAUGCAUGCAUUAUACAGUCUAAGCUGCAAAUUCAGUGACUGUAUUGAUAAUGUGUGAUCAAUAUACUGAAAGUCGAUAUUCAUCAGUGUCAAACAUUAAAGGACAAUCAGCUGAAAAGAAAUGCUAAUAAAGUUUGAGGAAAUUUGCAGUGUUAAAAAGUGCGCGGGGCAUGACUGGGAGGAACAGUUAUUAAAGUUUAGAGAGGCAGACCUGGAAUAAGUAGGAAUUUUACAACAAACAACUCAAUUUCCAUAGUUGUGCAAUCUAAAAAGAUUUGUUUUAUCAUGGUAGUGUCAUGAUUUUUACCUGAUCGAUCAACGGGACUAAAGUCCACCUCUGCAGGAAAUGUGUUUAGCUUACUGUUACAUCACUUGGUUGCUUGUCUUUCUCUGUGCAGACUGAUGAAUGUGCAGAGUUUGACACUUCAAGGCUGUUUUUGCAUAUUCUGGAGUUGGCGCGAUCUUGGAAAAUUUCAAAAAGUAAAUUGUAAACUGUUUUAAAUGGGAAUAAAAAUUAGACACAAA